Acinonyx jubatus (cheetah) is the source of this 3204-nucleotide messenger RNA. RefSeq names its product leucine rich repeat containing 8 VRAC subunit A (gene LRRC8A). Lineage: Eukaryota; Metazoa; Chordata; Mammalia; Carnivora; Felidae. The record is from RefSeq and is a predicted model, not a curated record. Gene Ontology annotation, molecular function: protein binding. The transcript has 4 exons. Bases 148 to 2580 code for a protein of 810 amino acids.
GCCUGCUGGGCAGCCGGACCCGACGGGACAAGGGAGGCAGCUUCCAUGGAGCGAGAGGAAUGCCAGGACCCUGCCCAGACAGACGUGGGCCAGCCUCAGCACCGACAGCCAGCACGCAGAUAGCAGAACCGUCCACGGGGUUGAACCAUGAUUCCAGUGACAGAGCUCCGCUACUUUGCGGACACGCAGCCAGCCUACCGGAUCCUGAAGCCAUGGUGGGACGUGUUCACCGACUACAUCUCCAUUGUCAUGCUGAUGAUCGCGGUCUUUGGGGGCACACUGCAGGUCACCCAGGACAAGAUGAUCUGCCUGCCUUGUAAGUGGGUCACCAAGGACUCCUGCAACGACUCAUUCCGGGGCUGGGCAGCCCCUGGCCCAGAGCCCCCCUACCCCAACUCCACGGUCCUGCCGACCCCCGGCGCAGGCCCCACGGGCAUCAAGUACGACCUGGACCGGCACCAGUACAACUACGUGGACGCCGUGUGCUACGAGAACCGCCUGCACUGGUUCGCCAAGUACUUCCCCUACCUGGUGCUCCUGCACACGCUCAUCUUCCUGGCCUGCAGCAACUUCUGGUUCAAGUUUCCACGCACGAGCUCGAAGCUGGAGCACUUCGUGUCUAUCCUGCUCAAGUGCUUCGACUCGCCUUGGACCACACGCGCCCUGUCCGAGACGGUGGUGGAAGAGAGCGACCCCAAGCCGGCCUUCAGCAAGAUGAACGGCUCCAUGGACAAGAAGUCGUCGACGGUCAGCGAAGACGUGGAGGCCACCGUGCCCAUGCUGCAGCGGACCAAGUCCCGGAUCGAGCAGGGCAUCGUGGACCGCUCGGAGACGGGCGUGCUGGACAAGAAGGAGGGCGAGCAGGCCAAGGCGCUGUUCGAGAAGGUGAAGAAGUUCCGCACCCACGUGGAGGAGGGGGACAUCGUGUACCGCCUCUACAUGCGGCAGACCAUCAUCAAGGUGGUCAAGUUCAUCCUCAUCAUCUGCUACACCGUCUACUACGUGCACAACAUCAAGUUCGACGUGGACUGCACCGUGGACAUCGAGAGCCUGACGGGCUACCGCACCUACCGCUGUGCCCACCCGCUGGCCACGCUCUUCAAGAUCCUGGCGUCCUUCUACAUCAGCCUGGUCAUCUUCUACGGCCUCAUCUGCAUGUACACGCUGUGGUGGAUGCUGCGGCGCUCCCUCAAGAAGUACUCGUUCGAGUCCAUCCGCGAGGAGAGCAGCUACAGCGACAUCCCCGACGUCAAGAACGACUUCGCCUUCAUGCUCCACCUCAUCGACCAGUACGACCCGCUCUACUCGAAGCGCUUCGCCGUCUUCCUGUCGGAGGUGAGCGAGAACAAGCUGCGGCAGCUGAACCUCAACAACGAGUGGACGCUGGACAAGCUGCGGCAGCGGCUCACCAAGAACGCGCAGGACAAGCUGGAGCUGCACCUGUUCAUGCUCAGCGGCAUCCCCGACACCGUGUUCGACCUGGUGGAGCUGGAGGUGCUGAAGCUGGAGCUGAUCCCGGACGUGACCAUCCCGCCCAGCAUCGCCCAGCUCACGGGCCUCAAGGAGCUGUGGCUGUACCACACGGCGGCCAAGAUCGAGGCGCCCGCCCUGGCCUUCCUGCGCGAGAACCUGCGGGCCCUGCACAUCAAGUUCACGGACAUCAAGGAGAUCCCGCUGUGGAUCUACAGCCUGAAGACCCUGGAGGAGCUGCACCUGAUGGGCAACCUGAGCGCAGAGAACAACCGCUACAUCGUCAUCGACGGGCUGCGCGAGCUCAAGCGCCUCAAGGUGCUGCGGCUCAAGAGCAACCUGAGCAAGCUGCCGCAGGUGGUCACCGACGUGGGCGUGCACCUGCAGAAGCUGUCCAUCAACAACGAGGGCACCAAGCUCAUCGUCCUCAACAGCCUCAAGAAGAUGGUGAACCUGACCGAGCUGGAGCUGAUCCGCUGCGACCUGGAGCGGAUCCCACACUCCAUCUUCAGCCUCCACAACCUGCAGGAGAUCGACCUCAAGGACAACAACCUCAAGACCAUCGAGGAGAUCAUCAGCUUCCAGCACCUGCACCGCCUCACCUGCCUUAAGCUGUGGUACAACCACAUCGCCUACAUCCCCAUCCAGAUCGGCAACCUCACCAACCUCGAGCGCCUCUAUCUGAACCGCAACAAGAUCGAGAAGAUCCCCACCCAGCUCUUCUACUGCCGCAAGCUGCGCUACCUGGACCUCAGCCACAACAACCUGACCUUCCUCCCCGCCGAUAUCGGCCUCCUGCAGAACCUCCAGAACUUGGCGGUCACGGCCAACCGGAUCGAGGCACUGCCCCCGGAACUCUUCCAGUGCCGGAAGCUGCGGGCGCUGCACCUGGGCAACAACGUUCUGCAGUCACUGCCCUCCAGGGUGGGCGAGCUGACCAACCUGACCCAGAUCGAGCUGCGGGGCAACCGGCUGGAGUGUCUGCCCGUGGAGCUGGGCGAGUGCCCGCUGCUCAAGCGCAGCGGCCUGGUGGUGGAGGAGGACCUGUUCAACACGUUGCCACCCGAGGUGAAGGAGCGGCUGUGGAGGGCUGACAAGGAGCAGGCCUGAGCUCUGGCGGACGGCUGAGCACGGGGCCACCGAGGAGCCCUGGGACCCAGGUACCCAGGCACCCAGGGACAACCAGCCAGGUCUCAGCCAGGCCAGGAGCCCAGGGCUGGACGUCGGCUGGGCUGCAGCGACAGGACAGUACCUGAGGGGCUGGCCCCUUUUCUCCUUCGAGACUCAUGCCCCCCAGGGCGGGCGCCUUGUCGGGGAGAUCAGAGACCUAAGUCGUAGAGUGCAGUAUUUGGACAAUCAGGGCCUCUUCCCUGGAGGCCAUCUCUGCCGCCAAAGGCCCAGGGACACCUACUUAGCUCUUGGUAUUUAUUUUUCGCCACUUCCCACCCCUCCCUCCGGAUAACUUCUACAUUCCCAAGAAAGUCCAGCUCAGAUGGGGGAGGUGUUGAAGGAAGGGUGGGCAGUGUCCCUUUUUCUUUUUUUUGGUGAUGCCACCGGCGGUACCCACCCAGACUUGAGCAAAGUGGUCCAGGGAGAACCAGCCGUGGAUAGUCGCCCCCCCCAACCCUUGGUGCGGGGGACGGGCUCUGGCGGUAUGGCCCAGGUGAUGGUAGGCCGCCGGGUAGAAAGGCCAGGCCUGGGGCUUGUUAAUCAGUUUUAGAUUUUUUUUUUUUU